Cryptomeria japonica (Japanese cedar) is the source of this 1259-nucleotide messenger RNA. Its product is annotated as peptidyl-prolyl cis-trans isomerase FKBP19, chloroplastic. Gene Ontology annotation, cellular component: thylakoid; chloroplast. The record is from RefSeq and is a predicted model, not a curated record. The transcript is spliced from 11 exons. NCBI's taxonomy places the organism in Eukaryota, Viridiplantae, Streptophyta, Pinopsida, Cupressales, Cupressaceae. Gene Ontology annotation, molecular function: peptidyl-prolyl cis-trans isomerase activity. Bases 136 to 903 code for a protein of 255 amino acids.
CCAAUUAGAUAAACCCAAAUGAUUUAGGCAAACGUAUGCCCCACAGUUAUCCUGUUUCCCUUUCUAAUUCCAUCAUAUACGCCACUAAUUCACACCAUAGCCAUUCCUCACAACUGUUUCAGCCAGCUCUGGAAGAUGGAAACUCUCUUCACGUCUGCAUGCCCCCUAAUCUUCAAGUCUCAGAGGACCGCUAAGAAGACAGUAGUUUCUUGCCACCAUAAAGUCCAGAAGCAAAGACCCAGUUUGGAACUUCACAGCGUUCGCCACACAGCACAGAGGCAAGAUAAGGGCACUCUACCUUUUAGUGGAGAAGAGCUUGGUAGAAGACAAAUGCUGAUGUUUCCAAUGGUAUUUGAGGUUUUUAUGCAAUCUCUGAAAGACAACACAGCUAAGGCUGCAGAUUUUGCUGACAUGGCAGCAUUACGGGGAAAAGACUAUGGGAAAACAAAAAUGCGAUACCCAGAUUACGUAGAGACAGAAUCGGGUCUACAAUACAAGGACUUAAGGAUAGGCAGUGGUCCAAUUCCAAAGAUAGGUGAUGCUGUUGUUGUUGAUUGGGAUGGCUAUACAAUUGGUUAUUAUGGCCGUAUUUUUGAGGCUAGAAACAAAUCUAAAGGCGGGUCAUUUGAGGGAAACGAUAAAGAUUAUUUCAAAUUUCAGCUCGGGUCAAAACAGGUCAUUCCAGCAUUUGAGGAGGCUGUAGCAAGUAUGAGUGUUGGUGGUGUCAGAAGAGUCAUUGUACCACCUGAGCUCGGUUAUCCUGAUUAUAACUACAACAAUGCAGGUCCAAAGCCAACUACAUUUUCGGGGCAAAGAGCUCUUGACUUUGUAUUGAAGAACCAAGGGCUUAUUGACAAGACUUUAAUGUUUGACAUAGAACUAGUAAAAGUGAUCCCGAGAUGAUUAGAUUGGGGUUUCUUUCUUGUUGAGAGAGGAAAUACACUUGCGCGUAAUCUGGUGAAUUGUUUGUUUGUUCACAACAUUAGUUUUGUCUAAUUCAAAAAGUCAAGUACACAAAAGACUUUGAUGUUUUGAGAAAUUAAGAAGCUUUUUUUCCUUCGAUGUGACUUAUAUACAAAACAAUGUGUCAAAUUUAAUUUGGCGUUUGACACAAGAUCCAACAUUACCGAUUGGGAGCUAUAAGUAAUUGUGAUUUGCCUGUUCAUUAUAGCAUUACUUUUAUUAUGUACUGGUGAUUUGCUUGUUCAUUUGUAGCAAUACUAUGUAAUGGUGAUUCGUUUGUUCAUUUUUCCAGAGCA